Xiphias gladius (swordfish) is the source of this 2072-nucleotide messenger RNA. It is a transcript of the gene tox3, whose product is annotated as TOX high mobility group box family member 3. The transcript is spliced from 8 exons. Gene Ontology annotation, biological process: regulation of transcription by RNA polymerase II. The record is from RefSeq and is a predicted model, not a curated record. Gene Ontology annotation, cellular component: nucleus. Lineage: Eukaryota; Metazoa; Chordata; Actinopteri; Istiophoriformes; Xiphiidae. Gene Ontology annotation, molecular function: chromatin DNA binding. Bases 228 to 2072 code for a protein of 614 amino acids.
UCGCCCUGUUCAUCACUACGACGGGCAGAGCCGAGGGCUGCAGCGGGACGCUCGAUCCUCAUUCACCCCGACGAAGCCGGGGUCAGCUUCACUGCCUCUCGUCCUCCGUCUCUCUCUCUCUCUCUCUCUCUCUGUGCGCUUGGAUUGUAACCGGCGGAAACAAAUUGAGCUCCGUGCAGAGUCGGCUCCAGCUCCAGCUCCAGCCGCGCGGCUCCCUCACGCACACCAUGGAUGUAAGGUUUUAUCCGACCGCUGGUGGAAAUUCUAUCCCAGGGGAUCCACCAAACCUGGAUUUUUCCCACUGUUUGGGCUACUACAACUUCAAUAAGUUCCAGAAUAACAACAACUACAUGAACAUGGCGGAGGCGAACGGUGCCCUGCUUGCUGCUGGUGAUACUUUUCAUACGCCCAGCUUGGGCGACGAGGAGUUUGAGAUUCCUCCGAUUACACCACCACCUGAAACGGAGUCCGGUCUGGGUCUGUCGGAAGUCGACUCACCUUUCCCAGCAAUGCCAGAGCCCCCGGGUCCACACAGGGGUCCAUUAAUCCCUCAGUUCCCCCCUCAGAGCCUGGAUCUGCCCUCUAUUACCAUCUCACGCAACAUGAUGGACCAGGAAGGGAUGUCUGUCAACAACGGCCAACCUGUGAAUGUGGGGCCAGGCCACCUUCGCCAGUACCCACCCAACCCAGCCAUGGUGAUGAAAUCCAUCAUCAGCAUGAACAGCUCCAACGGGAUGCUAUCACGGAAUCAGCUGACCACCAUCAACCAAUCCCAACUCAACGCACAGUUGAGCCUUAACAUGGCAGGACCCAGCAUCACCCAUACGUCCCCAUCUCCGCCUGCCAGCAAGUCCGCCACACCGUCCCCCUCCAGCUCAAUAAAUGAGGAUGACCAGGACGAUGGCAACAGGGUGAUUGGAGAGAAGCGACCAGCCCCCAUAGAUCCCACAAAGAAGCCCAAGACUCCUAAGAAGAAGAAGAAGAAGGAUCCCAAUGAGCCUCAGAAGCCAGUGUCAGCUUAUGCCCUUUUCUUCAGAGACACCCAGGCUGCCAUCAAGGGUCAGAAUCCCAACGCCACCUUCGGAGAAGUGUCCAAGAUUGUGGCCUCCAUGUGGGAUGGUCUGGGAGAGGAGCAGAAGCAGGUUUACAAAAGCAAAACGGAAGCUGCCAAGAAAGAAUAUUUAAAAGCCCUUGCAGCAUACCGUGCUAGCCUGGUUUCCAAGGCCGCAGCAGAAUCAGCUGAGGCCCAGACUAUCCGCUCAGUGCAGCAGACCCUGGCCUCCACCAGCCUGUCCCCAGGCCUGGUGCUGCCUUCACCCCUCAACCAGCACCCCUCCAUGUCAUCAGCAUCCCAGGCCCUCCAACAAGCCCUACCACGGGCCAUUGCCCCGAAACCUCUGCAGAUGAGACUAGGGGGCAGUCAGAUCGUGACCUCAGUCACAGUUUCCCACCAGAACAUGUCCUCCGGGAUGCCACCGCAGCUGCUUGGCCAGAUGGGUGCCGGAGGAGCCAUGGUGGCAGGUGCCCAAUCCACAGCGGUGUCUCAGAUGAGCCCACCCAUGCAACCAGUGCAGCAGCAUGCAAUGCAGCAGCUCCAGCAGCAGCAACAGCAGCAGCAGAUGCAGCAGCACCUCCAGCACCAUCAGAUGCAGCAGCAGCAGAUGCAUCACCAGCAGAUCCAGCAACAGAUGCAGCACCAGCAUUUCCAACACCACCUCCAGCAACAGCUGCAGCAGCACCACCUGCAGCAGCAGCAACAACAACAGCAGCAGCAACAACAGCAGCAGCAGCAGCAGCAGCAACAGCAGCAGCAACAGCAGAUACAGCUGCAGCACAUGCAGUUGCAGCAUCAGCUGCAUCAGCAGCAGAUUCAACAUCUCCAGCAGCAACAACAGCAGCAGCAGCAGCAGCACCAGUCCCAGUGUUCCCCACCCCAGCACUCUCCUGGUACACCCCAUUCAGUGGGAGGUUCUGCAUCGCUUGGCAGCCCCCAGCCAGCCCCACAGCAGCAACCACACCCCUCCCAAAUCCAGGCCCACGCCCAGGUCCUGUCCCAGGUCAGCAUUUACUGA